ACUGACACUGCCAGUAGUAGUAGUAGUACGGCAGUAGGGCGAUCGACCCUUCAUCAUAGGAUCUCCACUAACUAACUUCCGCCUGACAAACCCCAAGAUCGAGGCGAGUAUCGACAGAGCUACAGUAGAGAGUACUACAAUCAGUCAUGUACAAGUCCUGUCAAAUUUUUUCUCGGAUCGCGGAGUCAACCUGUUCCGAGUUACUGCCGUCAAGCCGUGGCAACUGUCGUCUGCUCUCGCAGUAAUACCUUUGCAAGAACCAUGUCAGAGAAAAUUGACGUUCAGGGCCCGGAUCCGGAGCGACCGGCCACCGUAGUGCGCUCCACAAAUGUCCAGUUUCAGAGUAGCUUUGUGAGCCGCGACAAACGCGGCAAGGUGCUGGGUAGCGAAUUCCGCGGCUGCACUGUUUGGUUCACUGGCUUGUCAGGAGCGGGCAAGACGACAGUGAGUUUCGCUCUGGAGAGCUACCUAGCCUCGAGAGGCAUCUACUGUUAUACACUGGAUGGCGAUAAUGUCAGACAUGGACUCAACAAAGAUCUGGGAUUCUCCGCUCAGGAUCGUACGGAAAACAUCCGACGCAUCGGUGAGGUAGCGCGCCUGUUCGCCGACGCCGGUCUCGUGUGCCUGAGCAGUUUCAUCAGCCCGUUCCGGCAGGAUCGGGCCCAGGCGAGGAGAAUCCACGAGCAGAGCGGACUUCCGUUCAUUGAGGUAUACAUGGACACACCCCUGGAGGAAUGCGAACAACGGGACGUGAAGGGAUUGUACAAGAAAGCUCGCCAGGGACUGAUCAAGGGCUUCACUGGCAUCGACUCGGCGUAUGAGGCCCCUCUGGAGGCGGACGUUGUGCUGAAAACAGCGGAGAAGAGCGUAGAGGAAUGCGUGGCGCAGGUGGUGGAACACCUGCGCAAGCGUGGUAUUCUACCGUAUUCUGUGGUGAAGACAGUGCGCGAGCUGUUCAUUCCUCAAGACCAGCUUGCGGCAGCUAUAGAGGAGAGUGCCACGCUGAAGCGCGUUCACCUGACUACGCUUGACUUGCAAUGGGUGCAGGUGCUGAGCGAAGGCUGGGCAUCACCUCUGUCCGGGUUCAUGCGAGAGAAAGACUACCUGCAGUGCCUGCAUCAUAACAUCAACACGCGGCAGGGAAGCGUCAACCAAUCGGUGCCCAUCGUGCUGCCGAUAUCGGGUGAGGAUCGCGAGCGCAUCGCCGGCGAAAACGCCGUGCUCCUCGUCCACGACGAGAAGCCGAUUGCCAUCCUGCGCGAUCCCGAAGUGUACGCUCACCGUCAGGAGGAGAGAAUGUGCCGCCAGUGGGGGACAGCAUGCCGCAGUCACCCCUACGUCAAGAUGAUGUUCAAGGCCGGAGACUGGCUACUGGGUGGCGAGCUGGAGGUCUUGGAGCGCGUUCGCUGGGACGACGGUCUGGACUCGUUUCGCCGCACUCCCAACGAGCUGCUGAGCGAGUUUUCGCGGCGCGGUGCCGACGCGGUGUUUGCCUUCCAGCUGCGCAAUCCCAUCCACAACGGGCAUGCAUUGCUGAUGGCUGAGACGAAGACACGCCUGAUUGCGCGGGGCUACAAGAAACCAGUGCUGCUGCUGCAUCCGCUGGGCGGCUGGACCAAGGCAGACGAUGUGCCGCUGCACGUGCGCAUCGAGCAGCACAAGGCCAUACUCCGCGAGGGCGUCCUGGACGUGGACACCACCGUCCUCGCCAUCUUCCCCUCACCCAUGAUGUACGCCGGUCCCACCGAGGUGCAGUGGCACGCCAAGGCGCGCGUGGCCUGCGGCGCGCAGUUCUACAUCGUCGGCCGCGACCCGGCCGGCAUGGCCAACACGGAGACCGGCGUGGAUCUGUACCAUGCAGAUCACGGCCGUGAGGUGCUCAAGAUGGCGCCUGGUCUACCGCAGCUGGAGAUCGUGCCGUUCAAGGUGGCCGCCUACAACGUCCAGGAGAAGCGCAUGACGUUCUUCGACCCGGCGCGCAAGGACGACUUUGAGUUCAUUUCCGGCACCAAGAUGCGCCGGCUGGCGCGGGAUGGCCAGGAGCCGCCGGAUGGUUUCAUGGCACCGGAAGCGUGGAAAGUCCUGAAGGCGUUCUACCAGUCCAGCCACGCUAGUAAGUCGUGAUGAGUUCUACAUGUUACCGUUAGGCUGGCAGCUGUCCCUCUUUUUACAAUUCUGCGCUGCGGAUCGGCGCUGUCUUUGUCGAGUUAGAGGCGCUGAUUUUUUUCGGUUGCUGCACGUCUGAGUAUCCCUAGUCUGUUGCAUUGAUUUUUUUACUAGACUUCCGCAGACUGUGGAACUUGUCACAUGGUAUCCCCAGUGACUGAUACUGCAGCAGCAACACCCAUCACCAUAGUUCUAUAAUUUGACAGUAGGCUGAAUAUUCUCCUUUCCGCACAAUGCUCAAUGCCACCAUAGCUGAAAGAGCGUCCUUACCAACAGGACAGAACAAGGUUUUACUUGCUUCUUGAUUUCACGCUGUGCACUCUUCAGCUCAAAAGAUUCUAACAGACACAGUGGGAAACUCAAGAACUUGCGGCAACGUAAACCUGCUUUUGUUUAGUCUCUCUCUCUCUCUCCCUCUCUUUUCUAAUUUCAUUAUCCAUAAAAUUUAGCUUUGCAUGAGUUUGCGUUUAAACCUUUCCAAUUUUCCAAUUCGUCUAGAACGGUAGAACACAGACCGGAACAUAUCCACAGGGAUUUUUGUGCCUUUGCACUUAUCUACUGAAGGAUUUUUCGAUGGUUUUCAUUCUCAUAAUAAAUUCAAUUCAGAAGGAUUUUCUGGCAUACUCUGGGAAUAUUUCCUCUCGCUUCCUUUUAUUUAUUUUUUUAACUGUUAAUAUAAAUCCAGGUGUUGUGUCAAAACAA
Molecule: messenger RNA, 2868 nt
Organism: Sycon ciliatum
Lineage: Eukaryota; Metazoa; Porifera; Calcarea; Leucosolenida; Sycettidae
Product: bifunctional 3'-phosphoadenosine 5'-phosphosulfate synthase-like
Exons: 1
Coding region: 262-2124 (620 amino acids)
Biological process (GO): 3'-phosphoadenosine 5'-phosphosulfate biosynthetic process; sulfate assimilation
Molecular function (GO): ATP binding; adenylylsulfate kinase activity; sulfate adenylyltransferase (ATP) activity
Source: RefSeq, a predicted model, not a curated record